Molecule: messenger RNA, 594 nt
Organism: Strongylus vulgaris
Lineage: Eukaryota; Metazoa; Nematoda; Chromadorea; Rhabditida; Strongylidae
Source: the annotation of a GenBank genome assembly
CGUUAUGAUGCUGCUAGGGAGCGUUUCCGUAAUUUAGAGACUACACUUCGUAAUCUCAAAAAACAGGAACCAAGUGAAGUCUACAUGAAUCAAAGGGAUCGUCGUCUCUUAGACUUCCAUUUUGCCAAUUUGGAGUAUGUUAGCGGAGGCACACUAGACAAGCUGUCUCUACAACAUUUCGAUCAAGACGAUGAGUUCCAAUUUACUGGCUCACACAUGGCUAUUCGUGAUGGUUAUGGUGACUUUUUGACACGGCUGGUAACAAGUGAUGUCGCGAGUAUGAUUAAGCAAAAUGCUGUUGUGGAGACUAUAAAAUAUAAUGAAAAAGGUGUUGAAGUGCAGUAUAAGACAGAUGAUACAACUAGCACAAUAGAAGGUGAUGUCUGCCUCUGUACUAUACCACUGGGAGUUUUAAAACGCUCAGUGAGCGAUUCCUCUGAUGCACCCAAAUUCGAGCCAUCUUUACCUGAGAACACCGUGAAUGCCAUUAAUGAAAUGGGUUUUGGCAACUUCAACAAGGUUGUGCUGAUUUUCUCUCGUCCAUUCUGGGAUGUCACACAGAACUAUUUCGGCCAUCUCAAUCAUUCCAGAUGA